Molecule: messenger RNA, 5639 nt
Organism: Folsomia candida
Lineage: Eukaryota; Metazoa; Arthropoda; Collembola; Entomobryomorpha; Isotomidae
Gene: SPR
Product: sex peptide receptor
Exons: 11
Coding region: 1366-2586 (406 amino acids)
Biological process (GO): G protein-coupled receptor signaling pathway
Cellular component (GO): membrane
Molecular function (GO): G protein-coupled peptide receptor activity
Source: RefSeq, a predicted model, not a curated record
UAAUAUCUCUCCCCUGCCACUCUUUCCUUCCUUCCGCUACUAGGAAAGCACCCCGACAGAAAUUCGGGGUAGUCAACUGUCGGACAAGCCAGAGCUCAGAUCAGCUCCCACACGAGAAGGGCUAGAGAAAGGAGAAGAGGAAACCAGUUUGAGAGCUUACAGUCUUACACUUUCUCCCAAAAUCCCAUGCACGUCAAUUUCAAACUACUUUUACUCAUACAAGAUUUAUCUCAAAGUUCUUAACGGCUCAAACUCGAUAUAAAAUUCCCUUUGUUCUCUCCGUCAAGCAGGUGAAUUGUUCAGGGGAAGGCGGAACAGAGUCCGUAAACGUGGUGCUCAAGAGAGGAGAAAUUAGUCAAGAUCCUACGUGCUGUAAACACCUCACAUAUUCUCAUUCACAUGAAAACGAGUGGACGUGAGAAGUAGUCGGAAGAAACACGAUCCGCUGACACAAUGAACAGCAUUUAAUUCUGGCAUACAUAACUUUCUUCUCUCUCCCACAUACUUAAAUACUGGCUUCUUGAUGGCCACCGUAGUUGACAAAGGAACAAGUUGAAUAAACUAGAUUACAAAAUAGAGGCUAAAAACUUGUAUGUUUCAUUUCUUCGCAAAUAAGCAGUAGAGAAAACCGUGUUAUGAACACAAAUGGUGCAAAAAUUGUUGCAACCCUUAUAAACGAUUGAACCCUAAUUUGGGUAUAAAGUGCACGUUCGUGUUCUCUCCUGAGAAUAGGAUAAAAGCCGAGACAGAAAACAUCGUCCGAGCGACCAUGGAACUUUAAAAGUUCAUCAAUAAUCUUGGACCGAAGUUUGGCCACAUCAACGCCAUUAGCGUCAAGUUAAACUUCCUCAAGUGCUCGCCUCCUUCUGUCUCCUUCCACCUUAGACGCUGCUUUGUUGUUUUCCAAAAGCCAGUCGGUUUACCCACACAAAGUCAUCGGAUCGUCCAUCCUGUGCGUACGUGGAUGCCCAAGCAUUGAUGUGCAAAUAGCCUCUCUUUUGACCCUCCUUGCAAAGUUUUGCCAUCCUCCUCAUGCCCGGCGUUGCUCUUUGGAGGUGAACAUUGGAGCAACAAAAGACGUGUGGGGCUGUAACAGCCGGAUUUAGCGAGAGACAUUUGCUGAUUAAGUGGUUAUAAGCGUAAAGUGGUUGUAGUUUGCAUAUGCUAAACAAGGAUUUGUAACUUACUUGGUGACAGGAAAAGGACAUGUAAGUGGAUUAGUUAAAUGUCAUCGGGUGAGGUGUGAGUGAGCGAGUGUGCUGUCUCCUCUUUUCGUCACCUACAUAAUUUCUAGCAGCCUAUAGACUGACUAUCAAAGCUAAAUUUGGACAUUUCUUCCCAAGCACUUAACUCAAAUUGCAAGAUAUGGACCUUCCAUUCGACGACGACGACAACAACGUUCUGGGGCUGUCCCCCUCUUCCUCUCCCUCGACACCUGACUGUGGGGGAGAAUGCCCAGCACAAGGAAACGACUCCUCGCUCCUCCUCGAAGGGAAUGAGACUCGGAACUAUCUCAACAUUACCACGGAAAUCCCCAUCGAGUACGCUCAACCCUUGUACGGCUACUGUGUACCAGUUCUUUUCGUGAUUACCAUCAUCGCCAACACCCUCGUCGUGGUAGUGCUGGCGAAACGACAUAUGCGUACACCAACAAAUGCAGUGUUGAUGGCAAUGGCAAUUUCUGACAUGCUGACAGUCCUCUUCCCAGCUCCUUGGCUGCUCUAUAUGUACACCUUUGGAAACCACUACAAACCGUUCUACCCGUUAGCAGCUUGUUAUGCCUGGUCCAUGAUGAACGAGACGAUUCCAAACUUUUUCCACACUGCAUCCAUCUGGCUGACUCUGGCACUGGCAGUGCAACGGUACAUUUACGUCUGUCAUGCACCCGUCGCCCGGUCGUGGUGCACCAUGCCUCGAGUGCUCAAAGGCAUCACUUGGAUAUACGUCGUCGCAUUUCUCCACCAGUCGACCAGAUUUUUUGACCGAGUUUACGUCACCACCGAGAUUGUUUGGGAAGGGGAGUUGAGACCAGUCUGUCGCAUGGAACACGCACAAUGGUUGAACACCAUCACUCUGGACGUCUACUUCAACGUUUACUACUGGUUUCGAGUCAUCUUUAUUCAUUUUAUCCCAUGUGUUGCACUCAUUGUCCUCAACUUUCUCCUCUUUCGAGCCAUGCGGCAAGCAAUGCAAAAACGACUGCAGCUAUUCAAAGACAAAAAGACGAGCGAGUCCAAGAAAAUGAGAGAGUCGAAUUCCACAACAAUUAUGUUAAUUGUUGUGGUCACAGUAUUUCUUUUGGUUGAAGUUCCACUCGCCGUCCUUACCGUGCUCCAUAUCAUUUCGAGCACAUUAUUUGAAUUUCUUGACUACUACGUGGUGAACAUCUGUAUCCUCUUUUUCAACUUUUUCAUCAUUGUGAGCUACCCAAUCAAUUUUGCCAUUUAUUGCGGGAUGUCGAGACAAUUUCGAGAGACGUUCAAAGACCUAUUUGUCCGUGGUGGGUCCACGGCGAAGAGAAAUGGUUCAUCGCGAUACUCUCUAGUCAAUGGGCCCCGUACGUGCACGAACGAAACUGUUCUCUGAUCCACGCCCUUCAUGCGAGCCGUGCUUUCCACGCGGAGCUGUCAUGAUGAGAGCCAGUGUCCGAGUGAAAGCAAGAAAAAGGGCCACCACCACCAAAGACUUACUCCCACCACUCCCCUAAUUGAAGGAGAGCCUUCCAAAGUAGUAGUAGUUGAGAACAUGCCUGGCACAACGACGACGACCGUGGUGGAGUUAGUGGUGACCAACAUGAAUUCUUCCAGCCCUGUGACAGUCGUGAAAACGGGUGAGGAGGGGCAGAACAGCUAUGGCGGGGGUGGCAGCAGAAGUAGCAGUAUCAGAAGCAGAAGCAGCCGCGGUUCCACCACCACCAAGAAGAUGGACUUGCAUGAAAGUGAUAAAGACAUAAUGGUCAUGACUUCUAUGAAGAACUUUGAAAACUUUCAACAGGAUGAGAUAUUGAUCCAUGGGAAGAGUGAUCCCCUCAGUCGGAAAACUAGUCUUUGAUAGAGCGCGAUUCUAUCAAUCAGCAUAGUUUGCUACCAAAUUGCAGAGCAGUGGACGGAACAACAGCGCUUUAAUGGAGUUUGGAACCACGUCGUGUAUCCCUCUUCAUCAUCAGCGCCAUACAAUGUUUGUGCCAUCAAUUAUUGCACCGUCAUCAUCACCAAAGUGCUAGCCUUCCCGUGCUUAAGUAUGCGCUCGACAAACAAACGAUGGCUCAACUCGUUCUGCAACAUCUGUCAUCACAACCCCAACAUUCGGAUACUUUAGCCGAGCUGACUUUGGUCAAGGAGUAAGAACUAUGCCAUCCGAGGACCAAGUGGUGCAGGCAGACUGAAGUUUUUCGAGACAUCAAAUACCCGUCAUCUUGGCCCGUUGAACCACACACGACAACAAAACUUGUGCACGUAAGGUACCAAACCCCGCAUUAUUAGCAUCAUCAUGAAUGAAGCAAAAAGAGAGAUGACACCGUGCUGGCAACUUUGUUGAGCUAGCUAAAUAUUAUUCACAUCACCAUUCAAACCUUAAAUCCCUUUCUGCAACCAAAUGCGAAUUUGUGCCCUCUGCUGCAGGGAGUUGAAUCGAGUUACUUUUUCCAACAUUUCUCUCCACGGAAUUGAACCAAUCCCCGCAUCUUGUGCUACCAACAAAGUUGACAAUUUACUAUAUCGCGUACUACAUGCCAUGGAGAAGGAGGAGGAUGAAGGUUAGUUUCUGCUGGUUUACAGAGAAAAGUGAAACCAGAGAAUGGGAAAUGUCGGUGGUUGAGUCGUUGAUCCAUGAAAUUCAAAUAUAUUUCUAUACCCCAAAAGUAAUAAAUGCUAUAAACGAGAGAUUUCCUCUUUCUUCCCAUCAUUUUGGGGUUCGUUCAAGAAUUGAAAGUUGUCCAAGUAUGGGACAUUUCGCCCAAUGGUGUCUCUCAUGACUUACAUUCGCAAGUUCAUGCAUGCAACCAACGCGGCACAUUCGCUACUAAUCUCAGCAUUUGUAUCGAUUCCAUUUCUCACGGUGAAUGGCACAUCGUCAAAAACUUGAUCUUACUUAAGUAGAUAUUUAAGUGAUAUGUAUAUAUAUUUAAUGUAUAUGUAAGUAUAAGAAAUGUGAAUUAUUUAUCUUUCCAACUCUGUGUAUAAAUCAAGAAAUAUGACAACUAAUCCAUUGGAGAAGAAAAACUUUCCCGAAUGUGGGAAAGUAGUAAGUAGUAAUUUAUGUACGCACGUAGGAAUAUUUAGUUGGGCGGACUUUUUCAAGCUCAAUCGAAAUUUUAUCUAUUCAGAUUCGUUUUCGUUUUCAUUUAUAUGUAUUUAUUAUUCUCUCGGCAGACCUGCAGCUAUUUAUUUUAUCUUCACUCGUGUACACAGUUGACAGAGUACAAAUGUCGGUAAUACUUGUUAUGUGCUAUGAAAAUGUGCUACGAAAGUAUAUACACGAAUAUUAUUUCUAAUAUCUGCUUUCUUUUCUUCGUGUCUGAGGAUGAGAUUAACCAAGUUUUUAUCUGGACUAUGUUUUUGUUGAGCAUUUCAUAGAGUUCAGAUAAUUAUUCGGGGAGGAAAAUACUCAAUUACUCGGGAGCUAAGGGGAUAUCUAACUUAGGGAUUUUUUGUACAUGCAUGGGUGACAGAGACACGUCAACAUGAAUGAAAUGUAUAAAUAUACAGCGAAAAUGAAAAACAAAUGGAUCUUUAGACCAAAACUGAGCCCUCGGUCUAAAUUUGCAUUCGUUUGAUGCAGAGUGUAACUACUUCCUAGUGGUGAAAGUGUGAAAGUUGUGAUAUUUAGAUUUUAAACAACAUGGACGUACCUUUUCAAAGUAAUUGAUAUUUAGUUCAUGGAUCUUUAGGCGAUUUUUAUACAGUACAAUUAUUAUUAUAGAACAGCUAUAUAACGUGCUCGUAUAUUCGUACAUACUUAAAUACAUACAUUCAAAUAUGCAUAAAUCGGCUAUUUAAAUAGUGCAUGCUACGUAAAUAUGUAAUAUAUGGUGCACACAUAUUUAUAUUUAUGAGGUGUUGUCGUUGUACUGUUUACUAUUAAAGAACUCGCAGCUUAAUAUGUGUAUGAAAAAAUAUUUAUGCGGAGCGUAGUUUACAGUGGACCAGUAAGUACAUUUAUCAUGGAAUGAAGUCUACAGAUAAUCCAAAAAAAUUUUGGUUUAUGAAAUAAUUUAAGAGGAAAAAUAUAACUCUUGGUGCAUACACUUACUUAGAUUCGUAUAUAAAUAAAUAUCUCAAACUUAUAGAAUAUGCGUAAUAUCUAUCCGUAUAAUUAAUUCAUUAGAUUAUUGCUGAGAAAUAUAUACAAACUUAAGUCCAAGAUUCAAGAGAUUCAUAUAAAUAUUUACCAAAUCAAUGUAUAUUAUAAAAAUGUUAAAUAUUCUUAAAACCUAAAUUAAUUAUAGAAUCAUACAUAUGUAGACAUGAUUAGGGGCAGAUGUAUGUAUGUACUUAACUUACAACAGUAUUACCGUGUAGCUCGUAUCUCACAAAACGAAAAGUGAUUAAAUAAAUAUAAAACCGUAAAUUAAAGCCGUGAAGUUACUCAAAUAUUAGAAAUUAUUUCAGAAAAUAAACAAUAAAUUUUGAAUUAGUGCA